This is a messenger RNA of Dichomitus squalens LYAD-421 SS1, 1245 nucleotides long. Its product is annotated as acid protease. Lineage: Eukaryota; Fungi; Basidiomycota; Agaricomycetes; Polyporales; Polyporaceae. The record is from RefSeq and is a predicted model, not a curated record. Gene Ontology annotation, molecular function: aspartic-type endopeptidase activity. The transcript is spliced from 4 exons. Bases 1 to 1245 code for a protein of 414 amino acids. Gene Ontology annotation, biological process: proteolysis.
AUGUUCUGCAAGGCCACGCUGCUCACCGUCGCUCUCGCUCUUAUGGCGCCCGCGAGUCCUGUCACCACCAAGACGGGCAUUCGCAUUCCCUUCGAGAAGCGCUCCUCACUCACUAAUGCGGAUGGUACUUUCAACCACGACAAGGCCAUCAUUGAGUCGCACCGUGCGAACCUGAUCAACCUCGAGAAGAACGUGGGCACACACGUCUUCAAGGAGGGCGCCGAGAUUAAGCCCCUCGCUGUGCUCCCCGACCACCUCGCCAAGCGCCAGUCUGAGUCGCUCACCGACGAAGACAACGACGAGGAGUGGGCCGGCAAGAUCUCCAUCGGCACCCCCGCGCAGAAGUUCCUCAUCGACUUCGACACUGGCUCCUCUGACCUCUGGAUCCCCAGCUCAUCCUGCACCAGCUCAACCUGCAAGUCCAAGAACAGGUACAAAGCGAGCUCGUCCUCUUCGUCCAAGAAGAAGAGCGGCUCGUUCUCUAUCCAGUACGGCGAUGGUUCGACUGUCUCGGGACCCGUCUACACCGACACUGUUUCCGUCGCAGGCGUCAAGGUCAAGUCCCAGACCUUCUCGCCCGUGACCACGCUCUCCAGCUCCUUCAGCUCCGAUCCCAUUGAUGGCAUCCUCGGUCUCGCUUACCCCGCCAUUUCCAACCUCAACGCGGACCCUUUCUUCAACACCGCGAUUGACCAGGGUGUUGUCUCCGAGGGUGUCUUCGGUUUCAAGCUCGCCUCCUCCGGCUCUGAGCUCUACCUCGGCGGCACCAACGACGAGCUCUACUCGGGCUCGCUCGAGUACCACGACGUUGACACAUCCACCGGCUUCUGGCAGCUCACGGGCGCGAAGACGUACGUGAACGGCGAGUCGGUCGUCACCGGCAUUGAGACGAUUAUCGACACCGGCACCACCAUCUUGUACGGCCCGCCCUCUGCCGUCAAGAAGGUCUACGCGGCCGUCGACGGCUCGGGUGUGUACGACUCCUCCCAGGGUUACUACUACUACCCCUGUGACUCGCCCCCCACCAUUGCUUUCUCGUGGGGCGGCAAGAAGUGGGCGAUCUCUUCCGACAACCUUAGCCUCGGUGAGACCGAGAGCGGCUCCGGCAAGUGCGUCGGCGCCCUCGCGGGCCAGGACCUCGGCCUCGGCAGCAACGUCUGGCUGCUCGGUGACUCGUUCAUCAAGAACGUCUACACCGCGUUCUCCUUCGACGACGACGCCGUCGGCUUCGCGAAGCUCUCUUAA